UGCAAGUCCUGGCCAAUCUGAGAGUCUGCAGGGACUGUUCAAGGGAAUCAUAAAGGUCGCUGUUCAGCGCGCUGACACUCAGACAUGUGAGAUUCAUAUGCUGAUUCUCAGGGCUCUGCCUUCCUGUCGCCGUAAGGAGAUUUCCUCUCUGCUGAGCAGGAUUUCGUGUAUCAACAUCCAUUUUAAAUCGUGGACACUAGAACUGCACACAGGAUUCCAGCAGUAGUUGCAUCAGUGCCAAAUACAAAGGCACCUUGAGCAUUUCUGAGCCUGAUUGACACAUCCACCACCUCAUGGCAGCUCUCAACCUCACCCCCUCUGACCCUUCAACAUUCAUCCUAACGGGCAUCCCUGGCCUGGAAUCUGCCCACAUCUGGAUUUCCAUCCCGUUCUUUACGCUCUAUAUUAUCGGCCUGUUGGGAAAUUUCAUGGUUCUGUUUAUUGUAGGCAAAGAGCAGACCCUGCACAAGCCGAUGUACCUGUUGCUCUGCAUGCUGGCGUUCACAGAAAUCGGCACAUCUACCUCUGUUGUGCUGAAGGCCCUUUGUAUAUUUUGGUUUAAUUUGAAAGGUAUUACUUUGGGUGGCUGUCUCACCCAGAUGUUCUUCUUUCAUGCAGGUACUGUGAUGCACUCAGCCAUCCUCGUGACAAUGGCGUUUGAUCGUUACGUUGCCAUAUGUAACCCUCUGAGAUACGCCACCAUCCUCACCAAUGCACGGAUAGCUCAGCUAGGGCUAGUGGGUUUGAUAAGAGCUGUUCUCUUCGUUCUGCCCCUGCCCCUGCUCCUGAGCAGGCAGCCGUUCUGUGCCAACCACAUUAUCCCCCAUACAUUCUGCGACCACAUGACUGUUGCAAAAAUGUCUUGUGGGGACAUCACAGUAAACAGGAUGUAUGGCUUGGUGAUACCAUUUGUAGUCAACAUGUUAGACCUGACACUCAUUGGCCUCUCCUAUGGUCUGAUCAUCAGGGCUGUCCUCAGAAUCUCCUCUAAGAAAGCCCACCGGAAAGCCCUCAACACCUGCACAGCCCACAUCUGUGUGAUGCUGAUGUCCUAUCCUUCCUUCUUCUUCUCCACUCUGACACACCGGUUCGGUCAGGGCAUCGCUCCCCAUGUUCACAUCAUCUUGGCCAACCUCUAUUUCCUCCUCCCCACCAUGCUCAACCCUAUCAUUUAUGGCGUCAAAAGCAAAGAGCUGCUUGAGAAAGUGGGCAAAUACACCUGCAGAAUGUGCUCACCUGGGGACCACUGACUUUAAACCUACGUGACAAGAGGGGGAAAGAAUUCUUCCUUGUUAAUCAAGGGCACUCUGUCCCAGUUUGGCUGACCUCAACAUUGUGGAAGUUUGCAGUCUGAGAAGCUCUUCAAACUUAACAUCACUCCAUCACCAAGCACUGCUCUCUCCGUUGCUGAGUACCCUCUCUCUGACCAUCACCUGAUCUCUUUCAACAUCACCCAUCAGCUCCCAUCUCCGCACAUCCUGUCACUUGUCUUUUCUGUGACUUCCAGACCACCAGAAGACUCUUCAGCUUGCUGAAGCAAGGCGACUUUUCAUUAGACCCUUUGUGAACAGCUU
This is a messenger RNA of Mauremys mutica (yellowpond turtle), 1574 nucleotides long. RefSeq names its product olfactory receptor 52N2-like. Gene Ontology annotation, cellular component: membrane. The coding region runs from base 294 to 1250 and encodes 318 amino acids. The transcript has 3 exons. Gene Ontology annotation, biological process: G protein-coupled receptor signaling pathway. The record is from RefSeq and is a predicted model, not a curated record. Gene Ontology annotation, molecular function: olfactory receptor activity; G protein-coupled receptor activity. NCBI's taxonomy places the organism in Eukaryota, Metazoa, Chordata, Testudines, Geoemydidae.